AUGGUCUUUGUUGUAUUCUCACCUAAACUUCAAGAAACGAAAAUUAUUGUGGAGGUUAUUCUAGCAGCAGCGAUGGAUUCAACUCUAACGAUUCUUCACAAAGUUUCAAUUACAACACCACUAACUACUGCUCUCAAUAUCGUGGUGGAUUCAAAGGUAGACAAAAUUGGUGGUAAACAACAACCUAUCGCCAAUAAUAUCAUCGAUCGUCAGCAGCAGAAGCAGCAACAUCAACAACUAUUCAACUUUAAACUAUUCAAAGAGAUUAAUUAUCAUAAUCCACAUAGCGAUUUACCUCACUAUGAAAAUUUUGAUAAUAAACCAUUUCUAUUUAAAAAAAUUACAUGUAAAUAG
This is a messenger RNA of Heterostelium album PN500, 354 nucleotides long. RefSeq lists its product as uncharacterized. The coding region runs from base 1 to 354 and encodes 117 amino acids. Lineage: Eukaryota; Evosea; Eumycetozoa; Acytosteliales; Acytosteliaceae. The record is from RefSeq and is a predicted model, not a curated record. The transcript has 3 exons.